This is a messenger RNA of Coprinopsis cinerea okayama7#130, 1647 nucleotides long. Its product is annotated as phosphoprotein phosphatase. The transcript is spliced from 15 exons. Gene Ontology annotation, molecular function: protein serine/threonine phosphatase activity; protein binding. Gene Ontology annotation, cellular component: cytosol; nucleus. Bases 1 to 1647 code for a protein of 548 amino acids. The record is from RefSeq and is a predicted model, not a curated record. Lineage: Eukaryota; Fungi; Basidiomycota; Agaricomycetes; Agaricales; Psathyrellaceae.
AUGAGCUCGGCAUCGUCUACUGGAUCCUCGCCUGCGCUAACGGCCUCGACACCCCCUACCUCUGUUCCAGGGUCACCAGAGAUCCAAUCCUUGAGCAUCUCGGACGUGACCAAAGAGGUAUCGGAAGAGGAGAAAGCCGAGGCCCUCAAGAUCAAGGGCGAGGCCAAUAAAGCUUUCAUUGCCCAUGACUUCCCUAAUGCUGCGAGGCUUUACACCCUCGCGAUUGAGAAGAAUCCCAAUGACGCGACCUUUUGGUGCAAUCGAGCUGCUGCACGAAUCAAACUGGAGGAACAUGGUUAUGCUCUCGCGGAUGCUUCUCAGGCCAUCGUCCUCAACCCCCAAUACGCCAAAGCCUACUACCGUCGCGCGACAUGCCAUCUUCAGUUGAUGAAGUUCAAAUUGGCGGUUGCGGAUUUCAAGAAGAUCCUACAACUAGAACCGAAGAAUGACUCUGUUCGUUCCCAGCUUGCUGAGACGCAGAAGCUCAUCCGCAAGAUCGAGUUCGAGAAGGCGAUCGAGGUUGAAGGAGAGAAAGACCCAAUUGAAAGAUGUCUGGAAAUUAUUGCUGAAGGCGGUUGCGAUGUGGACAAGUCGUAUUCUGGUCCAGUACUUCCCCAGGAAGAUGGGAAAUUCUACAUGACUCUCGACUUCAUCAAGCAGAUGAUCGACUGGUUUAAGAGUGGAAAGACUCUUCCUAAGCGAUAUGUCUGGGAGAUUGUCAUGGGAGCUCAUCAGUAUUUCUCACAAGAAGAGAGUUUGGUCGAGGUCACCAUUCCUGACGGUGUGACUAUCGAUGUCAUCGGAGAUGUACAUGGACAAUUCUACGAUGUCCUGCAUCUCUUCUCUUUGACGGGAGAACCAAGCGAAAAGCACUACUUGCUUAUGAACGGCGAUCUUGUCGACAGAGGCUCCUGGUCAAUAGAGGUCAUCCUCCUUGCCUUUGCCUACAAAUGGCUAUAUCCCAAAUACAUGUACAUCAAUCGCGGAAACCACGAGGCAAAGGAGAUGAACAGAACAUAUGGAUUCGAAGGCGAGGCUAAGCACAAGCACGGUGAACAAUCCUAUAAACUCUUCGCCCACGUCUUUACGACUUUGCCCUUGUCGACCCUCGUCACCGCAACUAAGCCACCUGUAGGGCAAGAGGCUGUCGACACAAUCCUAGGACCAGACGGGUUCAAGCGUUACUUCGUCGUCCACGGUGGCCUCUUCAGUAAAGAUGGUGUCACACUAGACGAGAUUCGCAAGGUUGAGCGGAUAGGGAGGCAGCCCGGCCAGGAGGGCCUCAUGUGCGAGAUGUUGUGGACCGAUCCACAGGAACUACCAGGCCGUGGUCCCAGUAAACGGGGAGUCGGCAUUGCAUUUGGACCCGAUGUUACCAAACGAUGGUGUACAUUGAACUCUGUUUCUGGUAUUAUUCGUAGUCAUGAGGUUCGACAAGACGGAUAUCAGAUCGAGCACAACGGUCUCUGCACCACCGUCUUCUCAGCCCCCAAUUAUGUCGAUCAAUCGGGCAACAAGGGAGCUUUCAUCCGGAUAGAUUCUGCAGGCACACGAGAAUACGUGCAAUUCGAGGCCGUUCCUCAUCCACCGAUGAAGCCCAUGGCAUAUGUCCAGGGCGGUCUCGCCAACCUCCUUAUGGGAGCAUAG